AUGCCUCCUCCGCCGCACCAAAAGCCCGAGAAUGUUCUCAAGAGGGCCCAUGAACUCAUCGGUGUCGGUCAGGCUUCCGCUGCCUUGACCCUGCUACAUGAGCACAUCACCAACAAGCGAUCCCGAAAUGUCCCCAUCAUGUCGCUGGAGCCCGUGAUGCUCCUCCUCGUCGAGCUCUCCGUCGAACAGAAGAAGGGCAAGCUUGCCAAGGAUGCUCUAUACCAAUACAAGAAUAUUUCCCAAAACACAAAUAUUGCUACCAUCGAGUUGGUCUUGAAGAAGUUCAUCGAGCUUGCCGUUGAGAAGGUCACUGCCGCCCAGCAAAAGGCCGACGAAGUUCAGGAGAGCAUUGACGCUACAGCCGGCACCUCCAACAUCGACGAUCUCGAGGCCACUGAGACCCCUGAGUCUAUCCUUCUCGCUACCGUCUCUGGCGAGCAGUCCCGAGACCGCACUGACCGAGCCAUCGUCACCCCUUGGCUCAAGUUCCUCUGGGAGGCCUACCGAACUGUCCUCGACAUCCUCCGAAACAAUGCUCGUCUCGAGAUCCUUUACCAGAGCACCGCUACCCAGGCCUUCGACUUCUGCCUCAAGUACACCCGCAAGACCGAGUUCCGCCGUCUUUGCGAGCUGCUCCGCAACCAUGUCCAGACCGCCGCCAAGUACUCUUCUCAGAUGCACGCCAUCAACCUGAGCGACCCCGACACUCUGCAGCGACAUCUCGAGACUCGUUUCCAGCAGCUUAACGUCGCUGUUGAACUCGAGCUCUGGCAGGAGGCUUUCCGCAGUGUUGAGGAUGUCCACACUCUUCUUAACCUCAGCAAGCGACCUCCUAAGAACGUCAUGAUGGCAAACUACUACGAGAAAUUGACUCGAAUUUUCCUUGUGGGAGGCAACCAUCUGUUCCACGCCGCUGCUUGGUCCAAGUACUACACCCUCCUCCGCCAGUCCUCUAUUUUGGUCGCCAGCGGCCAGGGCAAGAAGUCUGAUAACCCACCUGUGUCCGAUGCCGAGCUUCAGAAGGCCGCCUCUUUUGUCGUGCUCUCCGCUCUGGCCAUCCCCGUUAUCAGCACCAGCCGAUCUCGCGGUGCCAUGGUUGACUUCGACGAGGCCAGGAAGAACAAGAACUCUCGCCUGACUCACCUCCUUGGCAUGUCUCAAGCUCCUACUCGUGCCAGACUCUUCCGUGAUGCUCUGUCCAAGUCUCUCCUUCAGCGCGCCCGUCCCGAGAUUCGUGAGCUCUACGAGAUUCUCGAGGUUGACUUCCACCCUCUCUCCAUUUGCAAGAAGAUCUCCCCCAUUCUGACCAAGAUUGGUGCCGACUCUGAGAUGGAGAAGUACAUCCUCCCUCUCCAGCAGGUUAUCCUCACCCGCCUGUUCCAGCAGCUCUCCCAGGUCUACGAGACGGUUGACCUUUCUUUUGUUGAGAGUCUCGCCCAGUUCCCCGAGCCCUACCAGGUUACUCGUGGCACCAUCGAGAAGUUCAUCAUGAACGGUAACAAGAAGGGCGAUCUGUCUGUUCGCAUGGCUCACGCCACUGGCGUCUUGAGCUUUGACAACGACGUCUUCUCUUCCUCCAAGGCCAGCCACGGUGGCUCUUCCGCUGGUUCUGCCGAGUCUGAGACUGGCACUGUUCAGCGUCUCCAGAGCACCCCCUCUGAGAUCGUCCGCUCGCAGCUUACCCGCCUUGCCAAGUCUCUUUACACCACCUGCCAUUACGUUGACCCCAACUUCAACAAGAGUCGCAUCGAGGCUCGCGAGGCUGCUCUCGCUCGCGCCAAGGCUGGUGCCGAAGAGGAGCACCUCGCCAUCCUCUCACGAAAGGACCUUAUCCAGAAGCGCAAGGAAGUUGCUUCUGAGAUUCAGGCCAAGAAGGAGAAGGAGAAUGCUCGCCAGAAGAGACUUCGUGACCAGGCUCUGCAGGAGGCUGAGGAUCUGCGACUCCAAAAUGAGCAAAAGGAGCGUGAGGCCAAGCGACUCAAGGCCGAGCGUGACCGUGUCCGUAAGGAGGAGCUCAAGAAGCAGAUCGCCGAUCUCAAGAUGGGUGACAAGGCUAUCGAUAUCGAUCUGGAGGACCUUGACAACCUUGACAGCAACCGCCUCCGUGCUAUGAAGCUUGCCCAGUUGGAGCGUGAGAAGAACGACGUCAACGAGCGUCUCCGCAUCACUGGUAAGCGCCUCGAUCAUCUUGAACGUGCUUUCCGUAAGGAGGAAUCCAAGAAGUUGUCCGAGGAUUAUGCCAAGCAAGUUGAGGAAGAUCGCAAGAUCUACGACCAAAUGAAGACCCAGAAGCUUCGGGAGUCGGAGCAGAAACAUAAGGAGAGCGUUGAGCUCAAGCACCGACUCAGCCGACUGGUGCCUCAGUACGAGGAGUUCCGUGACUCCCUGCAUGAGCGUCGCCGUGACGAGUUCGAGAAGCGACGCCGCGACGCUGAGCGAGAACUUGAGAAGCAGAUCACCCAACGUAAGAAGGAGGUCCGCGACCGACGUCUCCGCGAGAAGCGUGAGCGUGAGGAGAAGGAGCGUGAGCUUCAGGAGGCCGAAGAGCGUGCCGCCCGCGAGAAGGAGGAGCAGCGCAUCCGUGAUGAGGCUCGCAAGGAAGAGCUUGCUAAGCUCAAGGAGCAGCGAGAGAAGGAGCGUCAAGAGACUCUCGAGAAGGCUGCCCUUCAGCAACGACGCGAAGAUGAAGCAUUGGCGCGUCGCAAGGCCGAAAAGGCUCAAGCCCCUGCCGCUGGCUUCUCCCGUGCACCAGAGCGCACAGAGUCCUCUGAAGCCAGGAGACCUGUGUUUGGAGCUGGCAAGUGGAGAGAGCGUGAGGCUGCCCGUGAGGGUGGUGAUGCACCUCCUCCCGCUCGAGCACCUCCUGCCGAGAGGUCCGAUUCUAACGACCGACCCUCUGCCGGUGGUCCUCCUAGAAUCGCCCUUGCUGGUAACAAGCCCAGUUGGCGAGAGCGCGAGGCUGCCAAGCAGGCGGCCGGUGGUAGCGGAGCCGACACUGGAUCUUCCGCGCCUCCACCUCGCUUCGCGCCCAGGGGUGGUGCGCCACCUAUGGACCGAAGCGGCUCUGGCCGUGGUGAGGACGAUCGAAAGCCAUCUCCCGCUCCACCGGCAGAAUCUCAGCCUGCAUCACGAACAGCUGGCAAGUGGGUUCCUCCUCACAUGAGGGGUAAAUAA
This is a messenger RNA of Fusarium pseudograminearum CS3096, 3174 nucleotides long. RefSeq lists its product as uncharacterized. The transcript is spliced from 3 exons. Gene Ontology annotation, cellular component: eukaryotic translation initiation factor 3 complex, eIF3e; eukaryotic translation initiation factor 3 complex, eIF3m; multi-eIF complex. Gene Ontology annotation, biological process: translation reinitiation; formation of cytoplasmic translation initiation complex. NCBI's taxonomy places the organism in Eukaryota, Fungi, Ascomycota, Sordariomycetes, Hypocreales, Nectriaceae. The record is from RefSeq and is a predicted model, not a curated record. Gene Ontology annotation, molecular function: translation initiation factor activity; mRNA binding. Bases 1 to 3174 code for a protein of 1057 amino acids.